Molecule: messenger RNA, 492 nt
Organism: Puccinia triticina
Lineage: Eukaryota; Fungi; Basidiomycota; Pucciniomycetes; Pucciniales; Pucciniaceae
Exons: 2
Coding region: 1-492 (163 amino acids)
Source: RefSeq, a predicted model, not a curated record
AUGGUGGAAGAUGGCUGGGUAUUGGUGCCUGAAGGACAAACCGGGAUGUCGUCCUUGAAGGAUGGCAUUGUCGAGGAUGAGCUAGAGAAAGCUUCAGACUUUGGAGAUUCUCUUGGGUCCUCAACUUUUCAUACGCCCAUCAAUGGACAACCUGUCGGCACUAAAAACCAUGCCAAACCGGCUCAUGAUUCGGCUCAAGACUUGGUCGGGAAGGCAUCUUCGAAGGAUGAGAUUAUCCAGGAAGAGCUGGAGCGCACAUCUCCCUCUAACCCGAAUAAGUCCGACGUCGAGGAGAAGAUCAAGCAUGCAUUUUCAUCUGACAUGAAAGAAGAGAAUGCUGAAGAUGGGCCAAAGCCAGCAUCUCUAUCUAAUUCAAACGGUGAGAAUUUCGAGGAUCAGUUGAACCAAGCACCUCGCGUGAAUCAGGGUCAGCACGAACUAGCUCCAAGAUUCCGUGAGGCACAGUUUGGCCUCGACCAGCGGUACGGCUAA